UUACGAAACCUGAACAAGAGCAUCUCGUAAACUGACAAAAGCUGAGUUUGGACGGGACGGCUGUUAGGUGUAUUUCAUCUAUCUCUUACGGCUUAACUUGAAAAGAUUACUUGUUUUUCUCCUGUUUGAUCAUCCUUAACUGUGAUACAUUGCAAAGCUGCAGUUUGCUUGCAGUACUGGUUAAGGGAACUGCAAGGCUCUCAGAUUUGAGCGCGUGUGUACGGUACUUUGCGGUUGGCUGGAUUCAGAUACGGAAUUGCGUUGAAAAGCGCUCUCGGUCAGCUGUGAAACAGAACAGCAAACAUCAGCAAUGGAAGACUUAACAUUUGUUCUGAGCAAUUCAACAAACGAAAGUUUAAUUCCUUCAUAUAAAGCGUCUUGCGCAGAACUUGGGUUUACCGAGAAAGUUUCCGGCGGUGUUUUCUAUGGGACUGUGUCUGUAUUCGGAUCGAUUGGUAAUUUUCUUGUCAUUCUGGUAAUUUGCCGGACACCAGGCUUAAGAAACAUCUAUGGUAUUCAGAUUGCAAACCUCGCUGUAGCUGAUUUCAUCGCGUCAUCCACUGGAAUUUCUCUGUUUAAUUAUGCCAUAACCCAGAGUUCAUUCUACAAUUUUCAUCUCGCUCCGCUCAGCAUACACAUUGGUGCGGCAAUUUUUCACAUGUCCAUUGAUGCUUCACUUAUAGCUCUAGCUUGUCUGAGUUUUGAUCGUUUUUUCGCUGUUUACUACCCCUUAAAACAUAAAUUCUUUAUGACUUUUAGGAAACUAAAAGUUAUGAUUGUUGUAGUGUGGUUGGUUUCCGUUACAAUUAUAGUUUUGCUUUUUUCCAGGCGCUCAAUUUGGCACGCGAAGUUUCUUUAUGUAGAAUCUUCUAUUCAUAAACUGUGUGUGGUCGUGAUCAUCGGCAGUGGAAUUGCCGCCAUAGUCAAGGUGUUUAAGAGUUCUUCGAGUGUAUUAGACAUAAACCAAAGUCAUAAUGGUGGCCAAAAUUCUGUACUGCACCAGAGAAACAAGCAAGUUGCGAAAACCGUUUGUUUUGUCGUCCUGUUGUUCGCGUUUUGUUGGACUCCUUCAGUUCUAGCAAGGCUUAAAAAUCCCCUUUUAGAUUCCGCUUCGCUCUCUUCGUUAGACUUUUGGCUGACCGCACUCAGAUUCGCAAAUUCUGCCAUGAAUCCUUGCAUUUACUUUUAUCGCCAUCGCAAUUAUCGCGAGGCAUUGAAAAGAACUCUAGGUUGUUAAAAGGCAGAAGUUAGAGAUACUUUGUGAAAUCUCCAAAACACUGGUCUGAAUAUUACUAGACUGGUACGUUUUUAUAAUGUAAUUUUCACUGAUUCCAAGCAGGGGCGU
Molecule: messenger RNA, 1345 nt
Organism: Pocillopora verrucosa
Lineage: Eukaryota; Metazoa; Cnidaria; Anthozoa; Scleractinia; Pocilloporidae
Product: allatostatin-A receptor-like
Biological process (GO): G protein-coupled receptor signaling pathway
Cellular component (GO): plasma membrane
Molecular function (GO): G protein-coupled receptor activity
Source: RefSeq, a predicted model, not a curated record